Messenger RNA from Symbiodinium natans, 4524 nucleotides. The record is from the annotation of a GenBank genome assembly. Lineage: Eukaryota; Dinophyceae; Suessiales; Symbiodiniaceae.
AUGCACAAUGGGCCCACCGCCGGCAUGAAAAAGAUGUCCAAGGCCAUGCCGGAUGUUGCCAUCACCCCCGCGCACUGUCCUCUGUGCAGCACCCCUGGCGCCACAGCUGCGUUGUACAGCAUUGAGCGGUUCGACGGCAUGGGGCAGAGGGCAGCCCACCUCAUUGUGAUGAUGGCACUUGCAAAUCACUUGGGGCUCAAUUUCGGGGGCCUCCUUCCGCACCCUUCCACUGAAGUUCAUGGUGCAGACGUACAUGCCUGUUUGAGCGCCGUUGUGGGUACCGAUUACACAGCCCUGCGGAAGCGGGUGAGGCAUGCCAGUUUUGAUACUUGCUUUUUCGGUAGCCACGUUCUGCUCUCAACCCUUGGGGGAGGGAAUCAAACCGUCGCCCCCGUCGGCCGGAACGUGUUGUUCCAGGAAUGCGGGUUUGGCAAGGACAUCGUCGGUUUCUUGACACCGGACUUCCUGGAGAAGUUGAGAAAGCACACGCUGCUGCUCACACAGCCAACCCCUUACUUCCUCCAGGACAAGCGCGCCCUCCGCGUCGCCGUCCAUGUUCGCCGGGGGGACAUCGACGUCUCGAGGCAGACGAACCGUGAUGUGCCCAACAACGUCUACCUCCAGGUUGCAAGGGCCAUCAAAGAGAUGGCCCAUGGCUUGACCGACAUCCACGUCUUCAGCACCACCAAGGAGGGAACGCACGCAAGCAGCGACUUCGAGGCCUUUGAGGCUGCCGGCAUGACGGUACACUUGAAUGGUGAUGAGCUGGGUGAUCUGGCACACAUGGCUCAGGCAGAUGUUCUUGUGCAGGCCCCAAGCAGCUUCUCCUGGGUGGCUGGCGUCCUGAACUCGAAUUGUGUGGUCUCUUUCAAGUCUUACCCUGGUGGAUUGGAGAGUUGGUUCUACCAUCACAGUGGAAGCUUCAAGAGUCAGGACGCGAAGCAUCUCUCGCAGUGCAUCCAGCACCGCUUGCAGACUGCAAGGAGAGGGUGGGGGCGGGGGUGGGCGGGCAUUGUGCGUGAGCGAACCUUUGCCAAAUCAGCUUCCGCCGCUGCCAUCUUGCACAUGUCAUUCGGUCGUCCAUCAGACAAGCGCCAAACCAUGAACACGCACUUUACAGUAGCAAGCAAGCGCGAGACUGUGAGACCCGAGAAAUGUUUCAGCCUUGAAAAGCGCACUUUAGCCACCAUGCGGGGCCUCCGCCGUACUGUCCACAUUUGCCAGCAACUUGCCUCAAGCAAAGCUCAAGCCAUGGUGUUGAAUCUCAACGCCAAAAGCAGAGCCAUGGUGGCAAGUGCGGUAGCUGCACGAGAUGGAAAGGAGUUUCCAGGAAGUGAGACGAGCCGAACAUCACGAUCCAGGCCCCAGUCAGCACAGCGAAGCUCGCGGCCGGCCUCUGCAGGUGCAGGUUCUUCGAAUUUGUACAGCUACGAUGCCUUCUUGGGUCAUGCUGGCAAGAGUCCAUCUCGAUGGCGCGUGGCACGAACAGUUCCUCAAAGCUUCGUGGAGAUAGCUGCCAGCCAACCUGUUGAGUGGCUGCAUCUCAAGUGGGGCCCAAAAGAGUUCGACUUCAGAGAAGCUGGCGCGCAACUGGAGGCAGAUGCACAUCAAGCAGCUGCGCAAGAGGUGAAGCAAGCCCGCGAUGGGAAACUCAGGCGGCGCAGAGCGGAGCAGUUCUGCAAACAGCAGAAGCAAAGCAGCAGUGGUGAACCUUGGUGCUGCGCCGGAGUCAUCCACAAGCGGUCAUGUUAUGAAAGUCCGAUCGUAAAGUUAGAGAUCGUGCUGGGCACUGCACAAAUCGCACAUGAGAUGAAGCCGCGGCGUCGCCUGGUGCGGCAUCAAGCCGAAGAUCUGCGCUGGUUAAAGGAAGCACUGGGCAUGCUCUGGCCCAAGGUGAACGCCGCGGUGGAGAAGUUCAUGGUCGAAGAGGUGCAGCCCCAGAUUCGCGAAGAGCUGCCGAAGUUCUUGAAGAGCUUCCACUUCAAGCACUUCAAUUUUGGCCACGGCAUCCCAGAUUUGCACAAUCUGGAAGUGUGGGAUGCGCCAUGCCGAGAUCAAGAUGCCAAGAGGCAAGGCGUGGAGAUCCACGUCUCUUUUAAACUCCAGUCAGACGUGGAGAUCGCAGCCUCGGUCCUGGGCAUCACUGCUGGCCUCAGCUACCUCUCCCUGAAGGGCAGCCUGGUUAUCCGGCUCGACCCCCUGCUGAACGAGGAGCCUUUGGUUGGAGGCAUCGUGGCCUAUUUCAUCGACCCCCCAGUGGUGGACUUCCGCAUGACACCCGGCAUUGCUCAGGUGGCGGAGCAGGGUCCUCUGAACGAGGUGCUGCGAAAUCUAAUCGAGUCCACCAUCCACGACCAGCUCCUUCUUCCUAAUGUCAUACACAUUCCCAUGGUGGACGACGAGGACCUGGUCGACACGGCCAGCGUGAAAGAUGCGAAACCCCUUGGUGUGCUGAGAGUUACUGCAUCUGAAGCACUUGCACCACGAUUCUCCUUCUGCAGCCGUGUCUGUUGGCAGUGUUGGACGGUUAGUUCAUCUCCUGAGCCCCGUGCCAUGAUGAUGUUGAAGCUCCUGAUGGGCUUGGCCAUGGCAUGGCUGACGGUCGGUGAGCCCAACUCGGCCGCCACGAAGCCCACGCAGGCCAGCAGCAACCUGCGCAAGGCCUCCCAGCCCUCCCAGCCCUCCCAGGCCUCCCAGGCCUCCCAGGCCUCCCAGCCUGCGGAGCCUGGGGAGCCUGCGGAGGAGCGCUCGGCCCAGCCGGCGGAGCCGGCGGAGCCGGCCCAGCCGGCGCCUGCUCUUCCCAGUGCCAGUUCCGAGUGCCAGACCCUUCCGUUCGACAGCAGCCCUGGUCCGAACGGCGGUAUCAGCAUGGCACAAUGCCAAGGGGACUGUGACGGAGAUGAUGACUGCGCGGCUGGGUUGAAGUGCAUGCAGAGGCAUGUUGGUGAGGCUGUUCCCGGAUGCAGCGGUGGAGUUUCCUGGCCAAACUGGGACUACUGCUACAACCCGCAGUGCGAAGAUGGCGAGCCGGGCCUGCCACCCUUGGACAGCACCUAUGGGCAGCAUGGUUCCACCAACAUGCCGAAGUGCGCUGGAGACUGUGACGAUGAUGGGGACUGUGCCUCGGGACUCCGCUGCUUCCAGAGGUCCGGGGUCACGACGGUGCCCGGAUGCUCAGGAGUCGGCAUUCCGAAUUUUGAUUAUUGCUAUGAUCCAGCAGAUGCCCCCGAGCCUCCAACGAUGCCUCCCGGAACUGGGCCCGCCUGUCUUUGCAUCUUCGACGUGGACCGGACGCUGACGGGAAAGCAAGGCACCGCCGGAAACCAGUGCCCAAACGACAAGCAGAUCUACGGAAUUUGGGACACUGCGUACAGUGGGGGCUGGCUGACGAUUUCUGAGGCCGGCCAGAACCUCAAGAACACGUUCUGCAACAAGUGCUACAUGGGCAUCGUUUCCGCUGGAAUGGCCAGCGGGCGGAAUUCCCAGGAGCGAACUUACUUGCUUCAGAAUGUGCUUGUUGGGGAGCCCUUCCAGGCAUUGCUCUCCUCAAACAACCGGGCUUCCCACUGGUCCGUCGGGGCCGUGCAUUCGCCGCUGGUUCUUGGGUGGCCUGAUCGGGAGAAGCAGAAUGCCGUUGCUGGCAUCGUCGCGUGGUACGAGCAGCAGGGCAUCCAAGUGGCGGACACAGACGUGUACUUCUACGGUGAUCGCACUGAGAACAUCCCUCCCUUCAGCGCUACAGCCUUCAAUGCUCGUGAGAUUUCCUGCGCUUCUCGUGACAUGAGCAUUGGCAACGGCAUUGUCGGGUUUUGCGGCGCAACAACUGACGAAAUCGUGGAUGCCAAGGGCGUCGCCGUUUGCAGUGACCCCACACCCCUGCCCCCGCCACCGCCCACGCAACCGCCCACGCCCACAGAGGACUGCGUGUGCAUCUUCGACAUUGACAGGACUCUGACCGGUAAGCAGGGUGACGUCUCAACCUGUCCAGACAAUAAGUUGGAAUCAAGCAUCUGGGACACGGCUUAUGGCGGAGGCUGGCUCACUCUCUCGGAGGCUGCGCAGAAGUUGCCGGAGACCUUCUGCAACUCCUGCUACUUGGGUGUUGUGUCAGCAGGCGAUGCGGGGGGCCAUCACUCACCAGAAAGGCCGUUUCUCCUGGACAAUGUUCUGAACAGUGAGAAGUUCAACAAGAUGAAAUCCGAGAACAGCCAAGCGUCUGCUUGGUCCGAUUAUCCAGCAGUGGAUUCACCACUCGUUCUCGGAUGGCCGAACCGGGAGAAGCAAAACGCUGCUGAGGGCAUCGUGUCCUGGUACGCGAAGCAGGGCGUCACCAUCCCGGCAAACAAAGUGCAUUUCUACGGCGACCGCACAGAGAACAUCGGACCAUUCGCGGAUAAGGGCUACAAUGCCAGGGAAAUUUCGUGUGGAUCACGAGACUACUCUCUUUACUCAAGUGGAAUGGUCGGGUAUUGCGGCGCAAAGAAAUCUGAGAUUGUCGACACGCCGGGCAUUGCAGGCUGCUGA